This is a messenger RNA of Candoia aspera, 9351 nucleotides long. RefSeq names its product pyridoxal kinase (gene PDXK). Gene Ontology annotation, biological process: pyridoxal 5'-phosphate salvage. The record is from RefSeq and is a predicted model, not a curated record. Gene Ontology annotation, molecular function: pyridoxal kinase activity. Gene Ontology annotation, cellular component: cytosol. NCBI's taxonomy places the organism in Eukaryota, Metazoa, Chordata, Lepidosauria, Squamata, Candoiidae. The transcript has 11 exons. The coding region runs from base 59 to 895 and encodes 278 amino acids.
CUGCCCAGCUUGACCUGCUGGUGCGCGCUCCGCUCCUCGCUCUCCCGAGUGCUCAGGCAUGGAAGAGGAGGAGUGCAGGGUGCUCUCCAUCCAGAGCCAUGUCGUGCGGGGCUACGUGGGCAACAAGGCGGCGACUUUCCCCCUACAGGUGUUGGGCUUUGAAAUAGAUACUGUGAACUCUGUCCAGUUUUCAAAUCAUACAGGUUAUGAUCAUUGGAAGGGACAGGUGUUAAAUUCAAAUGAACUACAUGAACUGUAUGAAGGACUGAAACUAAACAAUGUCAAUCAUUAUGACUAUGUACUUACUGGGUACACACGGGACAAAUCAUUCCUUGAAAUGGUGGUUGAUAUUGUUAAAGAGCUAAAGCAACAAAACUCCAAUCUGGUAUAUGUGUGUGAUCCUGUGAUGGGUGACAAGUGGAGCGGGGAAGGCUAUAUGUAUGUUCCAGAGGAUCUCCUUCCAGUGUAUAAGGAUAAUGUGGUACCUGUAGCAGAUAUAAUAACACCAAAUCAGUUUGAGGCUGAGUUACUUACUGGCAGGAAGAUACACACUGAAAAAGAAGCAAUAGAGGUAAUGGAUAUGCUCCACAGUAUGGGACCAGAAACCGUUGUAAUCACCAGCUCAAAUCUUCAGGCACCUUCAGGAAAUGAUUAUCUGAUUGCAUUAGGAAGCCAAAGGAGAACUACAGCAGAUGGCACCAUAGUGACACAAAGGAUCCGAAUGGAGUCUCCCAAAGUAGAUGCUGUCUUUGUUGGAACAGGAGACCUAUUUGCUGCCAUGCUCUUGGCUUGGACUCACAAACAUCCAGACAAUCUUAAGAUGGCCUGUGAAAAGACUGUAUCAGCAAUGCAACAUGUUUUGCAAAGGACCAUCAAGAGUGCAAAGGAUCUGUGACAGAAACCUGACUUCCAUGAAAUAGUGCCCAGCAUAGAUGAGAUCCACUACCAAGCACAUGUGCUGGCCUUGCUUGAAUUAAGAAGAGAAAAAAAGUUAGGUGUGUAUUACAGCUCCCUCCCAGGUAUGCAAAUGGCUGUCAAAUUAAUUCAAUCUCAUCAUAAAACCUGUGUGUGAACACACAAGGUUUCCUGCCUUGCCAAAGAUUUCAAGAUUGCAUUUUUAGUGACCUGAUUGACUGGAGUAUAUACACUGUGGUAAAGUAUCAUGUGCCAGUUAGGUAGUUUACCAUUUCCCUUAAAUGAAGAGGUUUGGUAGCUUGCUAAAAUAUUCAGUACCUCAACCAUUCUGGAGCAUAAAGAGAGGUUCAGGUGAUGUAUGGGGAGUGGUGGGUGGGUUUUUAGGUACUGUACACAGGCCUUGGAGGUAUAACAUGUCUGAACUGUUCCCAUCUGUGCAUAAAUCCAAGAUUCUACUGUCUAGAGGUGCUAAUCCUUUACUAUCAAACUAUUAAAAAUAACCCAUAUCAUAUUUUUGUUUAGAAAGAAAUGACAAUGAGUAGAAUAUAAUGGUGAUUCUACCUCUGAUAGAAUAGUCUUGACUCAGUUUUAUCAGUUUUUCCUUAACCAGGAUUUACUGUGAAAUCUGAGUAUCCCAGUUCAUCUUCUAAUGGCUAGGGGUGAAGUGAAAGGCUGUGUGUUACUUCUUAAGACCAAUUCACUGUUUAUUGCUGUGAGUGAGGGUAUUCUUGCUCCAUGAAUGGAGAAUUAAAUUAAAACACCAUCUAAUAAAUCAGUUCCAUCAGAGGCAGAGUUUUAACACACUAAGCAUUGCUGUUGCACAGUUUCUAUCCCUUUUGAAAACAUAUGCAGGAUGUAGAUUACCCAGGAAUAGUUCUGGGGGUUUAAUGUCCUUGAUACUGAUUUACCAGUACAGUUCCAUCUUCAUGAAUUUACAGUUAUUAACAUUUUACUCUAAAAUAAUUAACAGCUGUGCAUUACAAUUAAAUUUAAACAUGCCGAAACUUAAACAUGCCUAAAUACUUUGGAAAUCAGUACUGAGUCCUGUAUUCUUCUGCAUGCAGCAAUCUCUUUGAAUAUACUGGUGUAGGCUUCCAAGGCUGGUAUCUGUUGAGCAGUGUUGGGCUUCAGGGUUUAGUGCCAGUGGCCUAGACAACAGAUUUCUUGAUGUUUCGCCAGCAGCUGUGGCUGGCAUCUUCAGAGGCAAGGUGGCCACAUUCCCCCUGAAGAUACCAGCCACAGUUGUCGACAAAGCAUCAGGAAAUCUGUUGUCUAGACCACUGUCACUAAACCCUGAAGCCCAACACCGCCCAAUCUCUUUAAAGGUACUAAAUUAGCUUUUAUUCUCUUCUUCUAUUAGUCUUAGGAACAUGCACAGUUAAUUUCAAAUUUUAACCCUCAUUUCUUUGCCCCUUCAUUGUUGAUAUAUUUUUUUAAAGCCUCUUUUUCCACCCACCCACCUCAUAAAUCAUAUGGAACAGAAAAAAACAGGGUAUCAUAGCAAUCCACAGUCCUCCUUCUUUACAGGUAACCAGGGUAUUUUCAUCAUUUUUAUUAAAUAUCCUUUUCUUGGGACCUCUGUGAAAAUCAGAUUCUUGCAAAAGUGCUAUCAUUAAUAUGUGCAACUCCUGAAUCAACUUGUGAAUUCCAGUCUUAGAAUCUUAAAGACUUAUUAACUUUCAUUUAUUAAAAAUAUCUAAAUGAUCUAACCUUCAUAGACCUGAAGGAUUUUUUUUUUCUUUUCUUUCUCCCAAGUGGUCUUCAGCAUCAAACAAGUUUUUCACUUGUGGCCUGUUUUAGGGCUAGGGCAAUAUAAGAUCUUCUCUGUCUUCUGGGAUAGCUUUUCAUCAAUGUGUAGACAUUAAUGUCUCAGACAAGUAUGACAGCACCAUGGGCAGUAAACAGAUACAGACGCAGACUGCCUACAUCUUGCCUGCAGAAAAAAUUAAAAUGUAAACACUAGCAUAUCAUUAAUUGCUUUCAUAAACUAUAUUGGCCAAACAUUGCCUACAUAUCCUAUCCCAGCCUUUCAGUAUGCAAUCUUAGCAUCCAUAUUUGAAGCUAAAAGACAUUUUGAACCACUUGCUGGCCUCUGCGCUCUGUCUUUGAAUCCAUAUUUGCUUCUUUUGCUAGAAAAUGAUAGUAUAAGCACUUUUGGAGCAGAUAACAUUUAUUCAUCCAGCUAACUGAUCAUAGCUUCAAGCAUUCCAUUAGAUGAAUCUUGGUAGAAUUCUGUUUCAGAUUUUACAUAGAAAAGGUCAAAGCACAAGAGAUUCCUACAUUGUCUCCCAGGUCUCUGUAUCAUCCAAAUAUGACUUUACUGGAUCGCUGGUUUGCUGCAGAAAUAACACCUUUAAAAGCCUUGAAAGCUUUAUUUAAAAGUUUAGACCAAGCAAACUCUUCUUUGUUUUUGUUUUGUUUUCGUUUGUCUCUUUUUCAGAAUGUUAACUUUGAGAAAGGACUUCUUUCACUCUACUGUUUUUAACUGUUUGAGGCAAAAUACAGAUUUGUAACAGAUCUGAGAGAAAUACAUUCCCUUUAAAAUAUAAAUCAAUAGGCAAACUCUGUAUCUGAUAAAAGUCUUUCUUGCUGAAGUAUGGAAAAGUUCUUAUAGUUGAUUGAAUUUUGCAGCCAUUUACCUAUUGUUUUCACUUGCAUGAAAUAAACUUUCAGCAGUUAAAAUGUAGGAGGUGUAACAAUCUACUACUGCAAGAGAUUCCUGCCAACAUAGCCAAACAAAGCAGUUAUGUCAGCAAUUGCAAUUCAAACUUUUUGUUUUUUUUUACAUUUUCCACUAUCAGUGUACAAUGCCGUACCUAGAUCCAACACAGUAUUUGGAUUGGGGAAAUACAGCUUUUAUAUAUAUAUACAUAUACAUAUACAUAUACAUACACACACACACACACACACACACACACACACAUAUACAUACAUAUAUACAUAUACAUAUACAUAUACAUAUACACACACAUACAUACACACACACACACGCAUGCACGCACAGAGACUUCAUGUCUGUUAAGCCUAUCCAGUCAUCUAAAAGAGUACAAAACAUUUAAGGGAUCAAAGUUGCAUUCUACUUAUAGCAUUACUAGCAGUUUGGGGAAACUUGAAAAUAGACAGUCACAUCACUCUUGCCCGGUGUUCCAGGAGGUGAAUUAGUUCCAUAAUAUUCCUAAAUCUGUAGCAACUGUCUACAUGUCUUACGUAGAAAAGUAGAUGUUUAAAGCUGCAAUAAUUAAAUAUCUGCUAUCAGUUGAACCUUCCUAGGAGGAGAAUUAAUUUGUCUUUUACAAAAUUAGCUGCCUUUUCCCUUGUCAUGUUAACUAAUAAUGUAUUCACUCAAAUUGAGCAUUUGGAAUUUGUUUUUUUAGAUAAAUGGGAAUAGUUUUAUUUUUAAAAAAAUGAAAGCUUAUUUAAUGAAGAAUUUUAAUUAUGUCAAACUUUCUCAAAUGCUUUCUCUUGUAGAAUAAUCACCAAGCCAGUACAACUGUAACCUUAGCCAGACAUCCAGCUAGUCUGGAAAAAAACAAAAUAAUCCUUUGGGAGGAAAGAAAAGAUCCCUUCAAAAUCAACCUUCAUCUUCAUUUUAUAAUAAAUUUUAAAUAUUACUUUAAAUGACAUAUUUUAGUGCUAAAUAUUCUUUAUCUUUGUUUUUAAUCUUUUGCUGGCUAAUUUUAAUCAUUCCCCUAAUUUUGAGAACGACCCACACUGUUGCUCCUGGUGGUAGACGUUGAUUCUAAUGUUUGAGAGUUAGCAGGAAAGUCACUAAAGAAAAGGAAAUACAUCUUCUCUUUAGUGACUUUCUUGCUGAGUUUCAAACAAUGGAACCAGUGUCUGUAUACAUAAAAAGGUAAAGGUUUCCCUUGACAUUAAGUCCAGUCGUGUCCGACUCUAGGGGGCGGUGCUCAUCUCCGUUUCAAAGCUGAAGAGCCGGCAUUUGUCUGUAGACACUUCCGUGGUCAUGUGGCCAGCAUGACAGUCACAGAACACCGUUACCUGCCUGCCGAAGCGGUACCUAUUAAUCUACUCACAUGUUUUCGAACUGCUAGGUUGGCAGGAGCUGGGACUAGCAACGGGAGCUCACCCCGUCAUGCGGAUUCAAACCGCUGACCUUCUGAUCAGCAAGCUCAGCAGCUCAGCGGUUUAACCCGCAGCGCCACCGCAUCCCUGUCUGUAUACAUACAUACAUACAUACAUACAUACAUAUACGCACAUAAACCCACAUGUAUACACACUUAAAUGUUCAGUACAUUACCACUGAUCAUUGGUAGUUGCUGAAAUUUUUAAUUGCUUUAAUUUCUCUGAUUUUUCUCAUAUAUAUAUAUAUUGCAUGGAACAUUGACUGAUUCAGUUUUCCUAUAACUGUCUUUUCUUUUAGACAAGCAGUUCCAAAUACUUUUGGAACCAGAAGUACACAAAGCUACUAACAAAUACUCUCUUUUCUGCCUUUAUGUAUUAACAUAUUAAUUUAAAGGAAUGAGCAUUUAAUAGAGUUCUUGUCCUACUCACAGGCCCAUCCAUGGCAUUUUUAGCCUCAACUGAGUCUCAGUAUAUGCACCGUAGAGAUGACUAUUCCCCAAGCAUACAUGUUAGGCACCAGCACUGUCCCCACAUAUCUGUUUUUGCCUGGAAUGAGAUAUAAAGAAGCCGGCAGUAUCCAAUCAUAUAUCUCUGUCCAUGUUUUCCCCAAAGAGAAGUGAAAUGGAUCAGAAGAGAGGCAAGGAUUCACUGUAGCCAUAAGUGAGGUUUGGGUAACGCAUAGGCAUCAAAAUAUCUAAAGUCCUAAAGAACAUUGACAUUAUUUUUUAAAAAUGCUAUGUUCUGACAUGGGAUCUUAUCAUUCUUAUGUGGGAACUCAGGGUAAGCAAGCCAAUUGUAUGUGAGUUUGGCAUUACAAAAAAAUACAGUAACAUGCUUGGCACCUCCACUGUUGUAUGAGAUUGUAUAAUGGUACCCACCAUCUCAAAAGGUUAUCAGUCCCUGUCAUAAAUUAUAGCAAAUUCACUGGCUGGAUUAUCCAAACAAUAAAGUGAUUUACCUGGCUUGGUUUUAGUGUGUGAAACCAGCCAUUAUGGUCGAUACAUGCUAAUGUGUGAACCCAACUAUCUUUUCCAGCAUCAGCAACUUAAGAUAGUGUGUAUUUUAAUACUGGCAGAGCUAUAACCAUCUUGACAUAUAACACCAAACUGAAUAACUACUACAACUUUUUACUAGUUGUUUUAACGAAAAUGAAUGAUGGUCAUAAUCUGUUACUCAUAUGUAUUCCACUUUUGGCAAGGACUUUUUCGGUACCUCUGUGAAACUAAUUUUUAUUACUAUGGUUUGAAUUAUUUGUGAUUCAUAAGGAGCUAACUAUGUUAUAAACAAAUUUGUAACUGAGUUCUGGCAUGCUUAGAUUUUAAACAAAAUAGCUUCAGGAGAUGACAUGUUGGGCAUAGAAACCAGGAAAUGGUUAGGCAUUUUGUUAUCUUUCUGAAGAUACUUUUUUCUUUAAAAUGUACUGAGUGAGGAGCCUCUACUACAUUUGCACAUAAACUUUUACUAACUCCUCAGCAGGACCAAAAUUCAUAUAAGAAGUAUCUUCCAAGCUUAAAUUAACUUUAAUGUAUUCAGUUCUUUCUGACAACCUUGAACAUAAUGACAUGUAGAAAAUAAGUAGAAACACAUUUGUGAAAACAUAUUAAUCUUUGCUUUUUAACAUGCUUUUAGGAAGCAUACACAUAUAUUAAAACUGCUUCUUUUUGAUAUUUCUUUACCAAACUGUAUUCAAAAUACAACAAAUCUAAUGAGCGCAAUACUUUACAAAGAAUUUAGAGGACCAAGAUUUCUAGCUAAAGAUACUGCCUUGUUGAGUACCCUUAUCUGUAUCUUAACUGGAUGGUAUUAGUUAUUUUCUGUCUGGUACUGUGUUCACACUUGUUUCUUGAUUUACAAUAUAGAGCAAGAAAGAUUGUAAUAAAAUUAUCUUUGUUCAAUAAUACUGUGCAUAACUAUGGUUAGAUUUUCUUUUUGUUUUCAACUACGUCAAACAAAACCAGAUUAGUUUUAUCGUGUUGUUGAAUCAGGUGGCCUUUAAUUAAGUUUUUUUCAUUACUUGAUGUGAACAUAAUCAGCAUGUGAAAUGCCUAGAAAGGGUCAAUUGUCAAAUAACCAUGAGUUCAUACAGAAUAACAGGUAAUAACAGGUUGAGUAUUUUCAUUCUAAAGUGGCAUGGUUAUCUGUAUCCUUUAAGCUGUAUGGAGCAGGGCUAUACAAAGCUUUGGAUAUUAUUUUCAAAAGUUUAUUUGGAACAUUCAGGAGCACAAAGGUAGUACUUGUCUGCAGUACAUUAAAUCAGCCAUUUCAUUUCCCAAGACUGAACAGCUGCUUUGAAGUACUGCAUGCAGGUCCUGUGUUUGCAUUCCGAAGUACCUUUUGGAAAUCAAUUCCAAAGGACUGCGUAGCCCUUGUAAAGAGGUUUUUAUGUAUAUAAAGUGCAGGUAAAAUGGGUGAUGAGCAUUUCACCACGUAUUCUGCACAUGUGCCAAGUUUGAUGUGUUUACAAAGUAAUGUAGGGAUAUUCCAAAUAACACUUGCAAAGCUGAAACUGGACUUCAGAAAUUGUCAGAUUACUUAAGCAAUGAACUUAAUUCUGUUCCCAGCUUCUGAUUAUUGUUGAUUUGGUGGCUGUAAUCCCAGCAAUAGUCCAUGGUCUUUAAAUUAUGGCUGGAUAAGGGGUGGAUCAGUGCUGGCCACUAGAUUAAAUUACCUUUGCACUCUCAUAUUCAGUACCAAGAUGGUUGGGAGAAAGUAUACACUGAUUGACUGUAUUUUUGAUGAAUUAUUCUGUACUGUGAGCUGCUUACAGAAAGAUCUGCAUUUACAAGAGCUAGAAAACCUCUAAUGGGAAAAGAGUACUAGAGCCAGCAAUAGCAACUAAUAAAUAGACUCCCUCAUUCCAUUUUUUUUUCAAGAGUCUCUUGCUCUUAAACUUGAAAUGUUGUGGACCAUGUCUGUUGGUGAUGUAAACUGUGACCUAAUAUUUCCCCUCUCCAGAGGGAACGUAGUUAGAGAUCAUCCCUUACAAACUUAAAUCACAAUGUUAAUCGCAAGGCAACAUGACUUGGAAUGCUUAUUGAACAGGCUGCAAUCUGAGAACUUUUUACUAUCUCAUUCAAAAAUAAUAUGCCUUGUUAGGUGUUGAACAGUUAAUAGAUCAGCUGCAUGGGAAAUGGCAUCAGAAUUCCAGCUUAAUUAGAAUACUGAAGUUCCUCCUUUAGGGAUGCUACAUACGCAAAUGCAUUUGUGCCUUCUCAGAGUUUUAAGAAGUGUAAAAGUAAGUCCUUAAAAUAAAACCUAAAAGAAGGGAACUUGGAAGUGUAACUGGCAAAACAUAAAAAGCAAAUAUAAAAGCAAAUAUAAAAUUACCCCCUGUUUCCAUUGGAUUAAAGUGAGGCUGUGGAGAAGGGUGUGAUAAUUUUGGCAUUUUAAACUCUUCUGAUCAUCCAACUGCAUACCGUUUUCCAAAAUUCUAGUCCUGGGUCUGGAUGAUGCCAUCCAAAGACAAUUGGUACCUGUGCAACUGGGACCUAGUACUCCAAGUCUGCCUGCCUUUUUUGAGCAAAAAUGUAUUCUUGAGCUUAAGACUUCUAUUAAAAAAUCAUGGUUUGGGUACAUUUAAAAAACAUAAAAUAGAGGAAGCACAUAGAAGAUACUGCUAAAUUGUGCCAUAUGUUAAUAAGUGGAAAUUAUGUGUAUCCUUGACAUACUGCCUUUCAUUGCAUUGCUACUUAGAAUAAUAAUUGUGUCUAAAAGAAUGUGGCAUGUGUACUCUGUGUGUGUCUUGAAGUUCUAUGUACAUGAAAUUAAAGUAGAAUUUGAAGGCUUAGCAGUGCAGGCCUUCAGCAAGGGAAAUAAAAUUAUAUAUUUUUAUAGACAGUUGUACAAUUUUAGGUCUCAGCUACAGCACAUCACAUCAGCUUCUUCCAAGAAUGUAAAGCUGCAAGAUUGGAUAGAAGAGGGUGGCUGUGGAAAUGAGAAAGAUAGUUCAAUCAAUCCCAACAGCCCUAGAUGGAUUUAAUUAAUAAAGAUGCCUUUGAAAUAUAUUUUUAGCUCUAAAAUAUUAAAUGGAGAAAUAUUUGCGAGCAAACUUUCUAUGUCUAUGACAUUUGUGUAGUGCUUUGUAUUGAAGAAAUCAAAUGGUUCUAUGUUUAUACUUCUUAUUAAUUGUUCUUGGAUUGUAGGGACAAUAAGUAGACAAAUUGUUUUUAUUCCAGAAAAAGAAUCUGUGUGAUGUGCAACUGUGUAUAACUGUUAGUGGCCACUGUCCCAAUGAAAAAUGUUGUUUGUAUAUUUUCUGGUUUGGCACAUGUGACUUUUAUCCAUUUUGUAGUAAAGUUUACAUGCUAAAAUAUGUAAUAAGUAGGAAGAUAAUAAUAAAGUCAAUGAACUAUC